AUGACGAACUUCCGCUGCCACUUCGAUUUUGCAGCGAAAGAAAACCAAGAGAUCGGCGGUCUUGGACUGCCUCUUCAGGGAGAGGCGAGCCGCAGAGGGCGUGGUCGCUGCUAUAUAAGUCCCUGCUGGAUCCUCCCAGGCACCAGCGUCCUUCCCGCCGUCUCAGAAGAUCCAGGACCCCACUCGCCCUCCAGCAUGAUGAAGCUUGUCGUCCUCGCCCUCGCUCUGGCAGCAGCCUCCGCUGGCGUCAUCCAACACCCAGGCCUUGGCCUUACCUACGCAGCCGCCCCUCUGGUGCACGGCGCCGUCCCUCUCGUCCAGCCCGCCCCUCUCACCUACACCGUCGGCGCCGCCCCCCCCGUCAACCCCGCGCCCUACCGCGUCCACACCGGCGUCAAGACCGUGGUCGCCGCCGAGCCCGUGGAGCAGCACGGCUACGUCAUCAAGUACUAGGGCGUCGCGACGCCGCCGACGUCCUGGGCAAAGGGGACGAGGCAGCGCCGUGCCACCGACAGCUAUGCGAAGCAGCGCCCUCGACUAGUGCCCUCCCGCGCGUGAGGCGAGGGAGGGCAGAGUCCU
Penaeus vannamei (Pacific white shrimp) is the source of this 579-nucleotide messenger RNA. The record is from RefSeq and is a predicted model, not a curated record. Lineage: Eukaryota; Metazoa; Arthropoda; Malacostraca; Decapoda; Penaeidae.